CGACGCUAGGACCCCAAAACGGCGGCUUGUCGUCGGCUAUUCAUUCAUCACAGUGCAAAUGAAAAACUAUCCAUCUGAAUUCAGAGUCAUCCUUUAAAUAUUACCGAUAUUCAGACGUUCCCCACAGUGUCUGGUUCAGACUACUGGAAUACUUAGCUGUGGGCCAAAGACGAAGUCAUGUUUCUGUACAGCGUUACCCUGCAAAGGGCCACCGGCAUCUCCCAUGCCAUCCACGGAAACUUCUCUGGCACCAAGAUGCAGGAGAUAGUCGUCUCUCGGGGGAAGAUCCUGGAAUUACUUCGACCAGAUGCUAACACUGGGAAAGUGCACACACUGCUCACAAUGGAGGUGUUUGGCAUCGUCAGGUCUUUAAUGGCCUUCAGACUCACUGGAGGAAGUAAAGAUUACAUAGUUGUGGGGAGUGACAGUGGACGCAUUGUCAUCCUGGAGUAUCAUCCAUCCAAAAACCAGUUUGAGAAGAUUCACCAGGAAACGUUCGGCAAGAGCGGGUGCCGGCGCAUCGUCCCUGGGCAAUUUUUGGCUGUCGACCCAAAAGGCAGAGCCGUCAUGAUUGGAGCAAUUGAGAAACAGAAGUUGGUUUACAUCCUAAACAGAGAUGCAGCUGCAAGACUAACCAUCUCCUCACCUCUUGAAGCCCAUAAGGCGAAUACUCUGGUCUACCAUGUUGUAGGAGUCGACGUCGGCUUUGAGAACCCCAUGUUCGCCUGCCUGGAAAUGGAUUAUGAGGAAGCCGACAAUGACCCAACUGGAGAAGCUGCAGCGAACACACAACAGACGCUUACGUUUUAUGAACUGGAUCUCGGUUUGAAUCACGUUGUGCGCAAAUACAGUGAGGCGCUAGAGGAGCACGGGAACUUCCUUAUCACAGUUCCGGGUGGCUCAGAUGGACCCAGUGGAGUGUUGAUCUGCUCUGAAAACUACAUUACAUACAAGAAUUUUGGAGACCAACCUGACAUUCGGUGCCCAAUCCCACGCCGGAGAAAUGACCUGGACGAUCCAGAGCGUGGGAUGAUAUUUGUUUGCUCAGCAACUCAUAAGACAAAGUCCAUGUUCUUCUUCCUGGCUCAGACCGAGCAGGGAGACAUCUUCAAAGUUACACUGGAAACUGAUGAAGAAAUGGUCACAGAAAUCAGGCUCAAGUACUUUGACACGAUUCCAGUGGCAACUGCCAUGUGUGUCCUCAAGACCGGCUUCCUGUUUGUGGCUUCUGAAUUUGGAAAUCACUACUUGUAUCAGAUAGCUCACUUGGGCGAUGAUGACGAGGAGCCGGAGUUCUCUUCAGCGAUGCCUUUGGAAGAGGGAGACACAUUCUUCUUUCAGCCUCGUCCCCUCAAGAACUUGGUGCUGGUGGAUGAACAGGAGAACCUGUCUCCAAUCAUGUCGUGUCAGAUCGCCGAUUUGGCAAAUGAGGACACACCCCAGCUCUAUGUGGCUUGUGGCCGAGGACCCAAAUCUACCUUGAGAGUUCUCAGACACGGACUUGAGGUGUCAGAGAUGGCUGUGUCAGAGCUCCCUGGUAACCCAAAUGCUGUGUGGACGGUCCGAAGACAUGUAGAAGAUGAGUUUGACGCAUACAUCAUUGUGUCAUUCGUCAACGCCACUCUGGUUCUUUCUAUUGGAGAGACUGUGGAGGAAGUGACUGACUCUGGUUUCCUGGGAACGACCCCGACUCUUUCCUGUUCUCUGCUGGGGGAAGAUGCUCUGGUCCAGGUGUAUCCAGAUGGAAUCCGUCACAUUAGGGCAGACAAACGUGUCAACGAGUGGAAGACCCCUGGCAAGAAAACAAUUGUCCGCUGUGCUGUGAACCAACGUCAGGUGGUCAUCGCUCUCACCGGAGGAGAGCUUGUCUACUUUGAGAUGGACCCGUCCGGCCAGCUGAACGAGUACACGGAGCGGAAGGAGAUGUCUGCAGAUGUGGUUUGCAUGAGUUUGGCCAAUGUUCCUCCCGGAGAACAGAGGUCCCGGUUUCUGGCUGUCGGACUGGUCGACAACACUGUCCGAAUCAUCUCCCUCGACCCCUCAGAUUGUCUGCAGCCGCUGAGUAUGCAGGCCCUGCCAGCCCAACCAGAGAGUCUGUGCAUCGUUGAGAUGGGAGGCGUCGAGAAACAGGAUGAGAUUGGAGAAAAGGGAACCAUUGGUUUCCUCUACCUGAACAUUGGCCUUCAGAACGGCGUGCUGCUGAGGACUGUGCUUGACCCAGUAACUGGUGACCUGUCUGAUACCAGAACACGUUACUUAGGUUCCAGACCUGUGAAACUCUUCAGAGUCAGAAUGCAGGGCCAAGAAGCUGUCUUGGCAAUGUCCAGUCGUUCCUGGCUCAGCUAUUCAUACCAAUCUCGGUUCCAUUUGACUCCGCUUUCGUACGAGACACUUGAAUACGCCUCUGGCUUCGCCUCUGAGCAGUGUCCGGAAGGCAUUGUGGCCAUCUCCACCAACACACUGAGAAUCUUGGCUCUGGAGAAAUUAGGCGCUGUCUUCAACCAGGUUGCCUUUCCUCUGCAGUACACACCCAGGAAAUUUGUGAUCCACCCAGAGACCAGCCUUCUCAUUUUGAUUGAGACUGACCACAAUGCCUACACAGAGGCCACCAAAGCUCAGCGGAAGCAGCAGAUGGCGGAGGAGAUGGUUGAGGCUGCUGGUGAGGAUGAACGAGAACUGGCUGCUGAGAUGGCUGCAUCCUUCCUCAAUGAGAACCUCCCUGAGGCAAUAUUCGGUGCACCAAAAGCUGGGGCCGGCCAGUGGGCGUCACUUGUGCGAGUGAUAAACCCCAUCGAUGGCAAAACUCUGGAACAAGUGCAGCUGGAACAGAACGAAGCAGCGUUCAGUGUUGCAAUUUGCCGUUUCAACAACGCAGGAGACGAUUGGUAUGUUCUUGUGGGUGUGGCCCGCGACAUGAUUCUCAACCCUCGAUCUGUGGCUGGUGGCUUCAUUUACACUUACCGACUCGUUGAUAAUGGACAAAAGCUGGAGUUUGUUCAUAAGACCCCUGUCGAGGACGUGCCACUGGCCAUCGCUGGCUUCCAAGGAAGAGCGUUGGUGGGAGUCGGUAAGCUGCUGAGAAUCUACGAUAUGGGCAAAAAGAAGCUGCUCCGAAAAUGUGAGAACAAGCAUAUUCCCAACCUGGUGACCGGGAUCCACACCAUCGGUCAGCGUGUGAUCGUGUCUGACGUCCAGGAAAGUCUCUUUUGGGUGCGAUACAGGCGGAACGAGAACCAACUCAUCAUCUUUGCUGAUGACACGUGCCCUCGCUGGGUGACAACAGCCUGUCUGUUGGAUUACGACACCAUGGCUUCUGCAGACAAGUUUGGGAACAUCAGCAUUGUGCGUCUUCCCCCAAAUACAAGUGAUGAUGUGGACGAAGAUCCGACGGGGAACAAAGCUUUGUGGGACCGAGGACUUCUCAAUGGAGCAUCGCAAAAGGCCGACGUGGUCGUAAACUACCAUGUCGGGGAGACAAUUUUAUCCCUGCAGAAGACGACUUUGAUCCCUGGAGGUUCAGAGUCCCUGGUCUACACCACCCUGUCUGGAGGCAUCGGCAUACUGGUGCCCUUCACUUCACACGAGGACCACGAUUUCUUCCAACAUUUAGAGAUGCACAUGCGCUCCGAGUUUCCCCCCCUGUGCGGCCGGGACCACCUCAGCUUCAGGUCCUACUACUUCCCUGUCAAGAACGUCAUUGACGGAGACCUGUGCGAGCAGUUCAACAGCAUGGACCCACACAAGCAGAAGAGUGUGGCGGAGGAGCUGGACCGAACACCACCGGAGGUUUCCAAGAAGCUGGAGGACAUUCGCACACGCUACGCGUUUUAAUCACACACAAUACCGCGAUGUUUCUGACCAGUCGGUACCGGACUCUUCACAUCCCUUAAACCUUCACAUAUGUGAGCUUCCACGCACCCCACCAGGGGACUAUAGGGUUGACACGCUGCGUCUUCAGUUGACGCAGACCCUGACAUGUGAUUUUGAUAUUUAUCUUUGGGAACGUCAGAUUAACGUCAGACAAUAAAUUGCAACCAUGUGAGCUUUCCAGGCAGGAAUUAGAGCAUGGUGAGAAACCUUAUAAGAAAACAUGAACCUUCUCGGAAUCGUCUCAGAUAUAGAUGACCAAUCAUUAGCGAUUUGUCGUGCGUCUACUAGAGUGUACUGUGCAGGCUGUCUGCAGCAGAGGUCCGGUCCUAAAUUUCUUCCAUCCUUCACUCAAGUCAGGUUCUCACUGCUGUUAUUUUUAAUUUUUUUUUAUUAACUCUAUUUUCACCCUUUGACCCGUGGCCUGUCAGUGGCUGACCUACGACCCCGACACAUUAAUUUGGCCUGAAUACGUGGGUGAGGCAGUGGUGACGGUCUGGACCGGGUGGUGAUGUUCUCAGCGCUGUAAAUUCCCAACCUCAGCCACAAGUACACAGUCACACAUUUUCUGGGGUUUGUGGUCUCUAUUGUAAAUAAAGUUUUUUUUAUACAUUAAAUCUGGAUCCACUUCCUGACGCUCUGAUCGCGCCCAACAAAGACUUGGCAGGAGCAGACAUGACUACUGACUUGUUCACCGUGACAUUCCACUGGUCAUCGAGGAGGUUCGGCUUUGUCUCCAAAACAUUGACAUUGUUUCGUGUUGGGGGGUUUAAAUGAUUCACUCUUGCAGCCAUCAGUGGUUUAUGCUUAGUUAAGAACAUCUGCAGAUGAUCAGCUUGUUGAUUUAAUAGUUUCUCUGUGCGCCGUCAUCGUUCUCAUUAACAGGUAUCUAUGAAAUGAAGCGCUGAUGUGCAGUAUUUUGAACUAAAAAAUGGUUGUCUGCUCUUUGUGUCUUUCACCUGCAGCGCUCUGCAUCCGCCUGCAUCUGUGGAGCAUUAUGUAUCUCGCAUUCCUGACCUGAAUGAACACACAUUUUGAGUGCACAAAAUGUAUACAAACUAAAGACCAGCAUGCAGUUUUCUGACAGACGAACAUUUAAUUUCCUGUCACUCAGUUAUCUUCUCACGUUUAGGCCUGAUCCAACCACUUUGAGCGCUGAGGAGGGACGGUGUCUUUGUGAAUGCUGUCGGCUGUUACUGAAAUAUCACCGUAAUUUUGUAUUAGUGUGUUAGUAUUAACUCCUGUCGUAAUAUUACAAUACUAGUGAUGAUGUAUGGCGAAGCUUCAUGAAACAGUGUCUAAUAUUCAGAGUCCAUCUUCCAUCGUCUAGAAAACCUCUGGCUUCGAAAACACAUUUCAAAAUAGUGAUGGGUAAAUGAGGCAUCAUAAAGCGUUUGGACACACUGUGUUGAUACAGUGUCACUGAAAACUGACACCUGCUGGACAUUAAAAAUCGACAUUAAAAGGCAACCGACUUGACAGAUUUGAUGACCUACUGUACACAGUCGUGUCAUUUAAGUCUUUGCAUUCAUUAUUAUUCCAUAUCUGUAAGUAAUAUAACGUGAGAUUAGAUUGUUUCCCAUCACUACUUCACUUUCAAUAAAACCUGACAUAUUUAAACUGAGAGCGCCACCUUCUGAGCUCAGAAACUACGGCCAUUGUUUAAUAAAGCCACGUACAAGAGCGUCCUGAGCGACUGAGAUCCACUUUCUUUUAUAGAUAACGUUAUCUAUUUCCCUUUAAGUUGUGGAAAG
Synchiropus splendidus (mandarinfish) is the source of this 5621-nucleotide messenger RNA. It is a transcript of the gene sf3b3, whose product is annotated as splicing factor 3b, subunit 3. Gene Ontology annotation, biological process: mRNA splicing, via spliceosome. Bases 178 to 3831 code for a protein of 1217 amino acids. Gene Ontology annotation, molecular function: U2 snRNA binding; protein binding. The record is from RefSeq and is a predicted model, not a curated record. Gene Ontology annotation, cellular component: U2 snRNP; nucleus. NCBI's taxonomy places the organism in Eukaryota, Metazoa, Chordata, Actinopteri, Syngnathiformes, Callionymidae. The transcript is spliced from 27 exons.